Molecule: messenger RNA, 771 nt
Organism: Aedes albopictus (Asian tiger mosquito)
Lineage: Eukaryota; Metazoa; Arthropoda; Insecta; Diptera; Culicidae
Product: general odorant-binding protein 56d
Exons: 2
Coding region: 277-672 (131 amino acids)
Biological process (GO): sensory perception of smell
Molecular function (GO): odorant binding
Source: RefSeq, a predicted model, not a curated record
AGUUCAAUUUUCUCUGGAACAAUCAAGAUCACCAGGAAAUCGAUGUCUGUCUGUUUAGACAAUUAGAUACUGUUUAAGUGGAGAGGAGUAGAAAAACUAACAUUCCUUGAAUCUGUGAGUGAGCGAAAUGAGCAAUUAGAAGGAUAUCUAGAACGCAGAAGCUGGAAGAUUGUUCUUAUAUAAACCCAUGCUGAGUGGCUGGAAGAUAUCAUUCAGUGUGCAGCAUUCACAGCAUCUGGUGUUCUAGCAAAAACUUAAGUACCUCACAGACUUAAAAUGAAGUUCUUCGUUGCUAUCGCUGUUGUUGCUUUGGCCGCUGGAGCUUGGGCCUUGACCAUCGAUCAACAAAAGAAGGCCGAAGCUUACGCCGCUGAAUGUGUCAAAUCCACUGGAGUCGCCCCGGACACCCCAGUCAAGUUGAAGAAGGGUGAGUUCGCUGGAGCCGAUGACAAGACCAAGUGCUUCUCCAAGUGUGUGCUGGAGAAGGCCGGCUUCAUGAACGAGAAGGGUGAGAUCCAGGAAAAGACCGUCAUCGACAAACUGUCGGUCGAUCACGAUAAGGCCAAGGUGGAAGCUACUCUGAAGAAGUGCAACCAGAAGGGAGCCAACGCUUGCGAUACCGCCUUCAAGAUGACCGAGUGCUUCUACAACACCAAGGCCGGACUGGUCUAAGUGGGGGUUCUGUGCUGUGAUAUGCUUUGUACGUUUGGGUACGUUUUGAGUGUGAUUAAUUUGAAAAUUAUUUAUUAAAACAAAAAAUACGUCCUCUAA